Neoarthrinium moseri is the source of this 339-nucleotide messenger RNA. RefSeq lists its product as uncharacterized. NCBI's taxonomy places the organism in Eukaryota, Fungi, Ascomycota, Sordariomycetes, Amphisphaeriales, Apiosporaceae. Bases 1 to 339 code for a protein of 112 amino acids. The transcript has 2 exons. The record is from RefSeq and is a predicted model, not a curated record.
AUGGCUUGGUAUAUGAGCGUGAUUCCCAUCCCUCCCGAGGUCUGGAGCCUGGUCAGCUGGACUGCCUUCUUCUUCAAACUGGUCAGCCUGGCCUUCGCGCUGCCCAUCUUCGGCCUGAUCGUGUUCGAUCUCUGCCUCUGGGUCUGGCGGCUCAACCGACCGCCGCCGCGGGAUGUCCCACAACAACACGGCACCGCGAAGUCAAAGAGCCGGGAGUCCGCAAGUCUCGCUCCAGCACCCCCUGACGGCCGGCCUUCGAACUCGACGUCGGUCUCGACCAAGGCGAGCACAGCGGCAGGCGGGAAGCGAUCUGGGUACUACUUGGAAGUAGACGGUUGA